AUGACGGCAUGCGACAAGAGAGCAGCUGGUGACCCUGCCUUUGGACCUCCAGUAGAAGAAAAGUCUUUACAAACUUUGACUAAGCGACCCCGGUCAGAAAGAGGGCGUCUGAAUUCAUCUGAGGAGAGCUCUAGCAAAGGCGAUGCCUCUACACGCCUCAGCUUUCUGAAGAAGCUCUGGGACGUUGUUGAAAGCGAUCGGUUUGAGUCCCUUUGCUGGGGGGACAACGGGAAGUGUGUAGUGAUUCAUGAAGAAUUGUUUGAAGAGGAAGUACUAGCAAGGAGAGGACAUCUGAGAAUUUUUGAAAGUGAGAGCAUGAAAAGCUUCACUCAUGAGCUCCGUCUGAAUGGAUUCACCAGAAAGCUGUGGGAUUUUCCAAAAUCAGGCUCGCGCAAUGACUUGCUAGCAGAAGAAACAGCUGUGGAG
Pelecanus crispus (Dalmatian pelican) is the source of this 426-nucleotide messenger RNA. The record is from RefSeq and is a predicted model, not a curated record. NCBI's taxonomy places the organism in Eukaryota, Metazoa, Chordata, Aves, Pelecaniformes, Pelecanidae.